Messenger RNA from Hordeum vulgare subsp. vulgare (domesticated barley), 888 nucleotides. RefSeq lists its product as uncharacterized. The coding region runs from base 118 to 654 and encodes 178 amino acids. The transcript is spliced from 2 exons. The record is from RefSeq and is a predicted model, not a curated record. Lineage: Eukaryota; Viridiplantae; Streptophyta; Magnoliopsida; Poales; Poaceae.
GAGAAGUACAAAGCCAAUGCCGGGACACUGCCGCUAGACCCGUCGGUGCUCCUUGACCCCCUCAUCCUACUCCUCUUUCGCCCGCCUUCCGCCUCAUCGUAGCAACCUCUUCCGUGCAUGUUCAUGGAUUCCGCUAGCAGGAAGAAGAAGGUUGAUGAUGUGACAGAUGCCCAAAUGGAGAUGGACCCUCAUGGCAUGCACUCCUCGCGAAAUGACAAGCAAUCCACUGAAUCCAUGCACAUCCCCAACGACUACCCUGUAGGGGCACGAAAGCUUGACCGUGCAGUAGAGAUCAUUGACCUCAACUCUUCGCCACCCAUGGUCGGCGAGGAGGAGGAGGUCAUGGAUAUCCUCAACGACUACCCUGGAGCAUCGUUGAGACUAGUCAAUGAAGUUGACAUUAUAGAUGUGGAUGAUUCUCCCACAACCAUUGAGGAGGGUGUGGCAUCAUCAAAUGAGAUGUCGUUAACGAAUUUUGAGCAACCCGCGGCUCCCAUCCAAGACGAAGAGUCACCCAUGCAUUUCGAUGACUUCCCAGAGGUUCCAGCAUCUUUCAACUUCCUCAUGGGUGGUUCAGGGGAUGCUCGACCUCCUCCACACGGCCGUCAAACGACAUCAUUCUCUGCGCGGAACUCGAAGAUCCAUGGACGCUGAAUAUCUUGUCGUCGGUGGUGAACACCUGGACGUGCUCCUAUCAUGAAAGGAAUGGACAAUAAUUUUAAUAAAAUUGAGGAGUCUAACUGCUCUAUUCUAUGUCUGCAAGAAAGUAAGAGGGAGUAUUUUGAUAGCUCAGAUAUUAAGAAUUUCUUUCCCAGAAGAUUUUCCAAAUUAGUAUUUCUUCCUUCCAUUGGGCCUUCUAGGGACAAGUUGUAGCUUGGAAUGAACAAA